CAAGCAUCGGGGAGGGACAGAAAGAUACAGGGAGCGGCGAGGAAUGCUCCCUGCACCUCACGAGUCGCCGCGGGAGCCGAUGAUGGGUCGGGCCUGCAGCUCUACUUGCCUGUCUUGUGGGGCAGCCAGCCUGGUGGAGUCGUGGAGGCAAAGUGAUGCUCCCCUUCCCCUGAGAUCGCGCAGCCUUUCCACGUGGGGAACAUUCCAUAUGAGGCUACUGAAGAGCAAUUAAAAGACAUCUUUUCUGAGGUUGGACCUGUUGUUAGUUUCAGGUUGGUAUAUGAUAGGGAGACAGGAAAGCCAAAGGGUUAUGGCUUCUGUGAAUACCAAGACCAAGAGACAGCACUUAGUGCCAUGCGAAACUUGAAUGGACGUGAAUUCAGUGGGAGAGCACUUCGGGUGGACAAUGCUGCCAGUGAAAAGAACAAAGAAGAGCUGAAAAGCCUUGGCACUGGUGCCCCUGUCAUUGAGUCACCUUAUGGAGAGACCAUCAGUCCUGAGGAUGCCCCUGAGUCCAUUAGCAAAGCAGUUGCUAGUCUUCCACCAGAGCAGAUGUUUGAGCUGAUGAAACAAAUGAAGCUCUGUGUCCAGAAUAGUCCCCAGGAAGCACGGAACAUGUUACUUCAGAACCCUCAGCUGGCUUAUGCUUUGCUGCAAGCACAGGUAGUGAUGAGAAUUGUGGAUCCAGAGAUUGCCUUGAAAAUUCUGCAUCGACAGACAAAUAUCCCAACGCUGAUUGCAGGCAACCCUCAGCAAGUGCACGGUGCUGGGCCUGGCUCAGGAUCUAAUGUGUCAGUGAACCAGCAGAAUCCUCAGGCCCCUCAAGCCCAGUCUUUGAGUGGAAUGCACGUCAAUGGCACCCCUCAUCUGAUGCAAGCUUCUAUGCAGGCUGGAAUUCCAGCACCAGGGCAAUUACCAGCUUCUGUAACAGGACCUGGCCCUGGUUCCUUAGCUCCUGGAGGAGGAAUUCAGGCCCAGGUUGGGAUGCCAGGAAGUGGACCAGUGUCCAUGGAGCGGGGACAAGGAGCUCUACAGCACUCACCCGUGGGACCUGCCGGGCCUGCAUCAAUUGAGCGAGUUCAAGGGCAGAGAACAUGGAUGAUAUGGGCAUCUGUCCGAGGCUGUACUCCCUCCCUACUGGUGUCAGGAGGCUUGGAUGGAAUAGCAGUCUGUAAGGAGACAGCAGUGCCGAUGCAAGACCCCAGAGCAGCUAUGCAGCGUGGGCCCUUGCCUGCCAACGUCCCAACUCCUCGAGGCCUAUUAGGAGAUGCUCCAAAUGACCCCCGUGGAGGCACUUUACUUUCUGUAACUGGAGAGGUAGAGCCAAGAGGUUACCUAGGACCCCCUCACCAGGGUCCACCCAUGCACCACGUCCCUGGCCAUGACAGCCGUGGCCCACCCCCACAUGAUAUGAGGGGAGGGCCAUUAGCUGAGCCCAGGCCUCUCAUGGCUGAGCCAAGAGGACCCAUGCUAGAUCAGAGGGGUCCACCCUUGGAUGGCAGAGGCGGAAGAGAUCCCCGAGGCAUGGAUUCACGAGGGAUGGAGGCACGAGCCAUGGAGGCAAGAGGAUUAGAUGCCAGAGGAUUGGAAGCACGUGCAAUGGAAGCCCGAGCAAUGGAGGCCCGUGUGAUGGAGGCCCGUGCGAUGGAAGUCAGGGGGAUGGAGGCCAGAAGCAUGGACACAAGAGGCCCAGUCCCUGGCCCUAGAGGCCCUAUACCUAGUGGAAUCCAGGGUCCCAGUCCAAUUAACAUGGGGACAGUUGGCCCCCAGGGAUCCAGACAGGUCUCAGUCAUGCAGGGAGCAGGCAUGCAAGGAGCAAGCAUUCAGGGUGGAGGACAGGCUGGUGGCUUUAGUCCUGGCCAGAGCCAAGUCACUCCACAGGACCACGAGAAGGCUGCUUUGAUCAUGCAGGUUCUUCAGCUGACUGCAGACCAGAUUGCCAUGCUGCCUCCUGAGCAGAGGCAGAGUAUCCUGAUCUUAAAGGAACAAAUACAGAAAUCCACUGGAGCGCCUUGAAAGGUUUUCAAAAAUACCUGGCAACAAUCUGGAAACUAAUCCCAUAACUUUGUUGAAAUGUUGCAAAAAAAGAUGACUUCUGCAUCCUAACUCUUGAAUGACUCAAAGUGGUGCCAGGUGGAGGACUCCCAUCACCUUCUCUCAGAACAAAGUCAAUUCAUUCUGUUGUCUUAGUUUGUAUAUUUUCUGUGACUUGAAAUAAAUUUUGAACACAA
Manis pentadactyla (Chinese pangolin) is the source of this 2231-nucleotide messenger RNA. RefSeq names its product cleavage stimulation factor subunit 2 (gene CSTF2). The transcript has 16 exons. The record is from RefSeq and is a predicted model, not a curated record. Lineage: Eukaryota; Metazoa; Chordata; Mammalia; Pholidota; Manidae. Gene Ontology annotation, cellular component: mRNA cleavage and polyadenylation specificity factor complex. Gene Ontology annotation, biological process: mRNA 3'-end processing. Gene Ontology annotation, molecular function: mRNA binding. The coding region runs from base 355 to 2016 and encodes 553 amino acids.